AUGGCCACUGGUCGUUCACCAUGUUUCUACAUAGAAGAACUUAAUAAAUACCAACAAAAGAACGGUGUAGAAGUUAGGUAUUGUGAACUGGCUAAGACAGGACCUCCACAUAACUAUAGGUUUACAUAUCAAGUUAUAAUAGAUGAUAAAGAAUUUCCAAAGGCUGAAGGUAGAUCAAAGAAGGAAGCCAAAAACGCUGCAGCCAAAUUAGCUUUUGAGAUAAUUAACAAAGACCGUAAGUCAGUUACUUUUUCAUCUCAGCUGACAACAAAUACUCCAGAAGGACCACCCAUUGAGAAUUACAUAGGCCGUCUUAAUACGAUCUCCCAGAAGAAAAACCUAUGUGUAACUUAUGAAGAAUGUAAAUCAAAGGGUGAUGGGCCGGAAGGAUUUCGUUAUAAAUGCAAAAUUGGACAAGAAGAAUAUGGUAUUGGUGUAGGUUUCACUAAACAGGAGGCAAAACAGUUGGCUGCCAAACUGGCUUAUGAAAAGAUAGAAUCAGAAACAAUGAGAGCUGACCAGUCCUCUGAUUGUUUCAAUGCUGUGUCUGGUGAUGUCGAAAGAAACUCUCAAGCAAUGAGCACAUCUAGUUCUGAAUCACCAUCUGAAAACGGCUUCUCAACAAAUGCCUCAGAAAGAAGUGAUAACAGUGACACAAACAGCACUUUCCUGUCUCCAGGGGACAGUUUCAGAAAUAAUGCCAGGAAGGUGAAGAGAAGUUUGGCGCCUAAUUUUUACUCUCCUGUGAGGACAGAAGAAAACAGUUACAGUGCGGACCCCAGGUUGGUCAAGGAUUUCACAGAAGUAACACCAAUUGGCUCAGGUGGAUUUGGCCAAGUUUUCAAAGCCAAACACAGAAUUGAUAUGAAGACUUACGUUAUUAAAUGUGUUAAAUAUAAUAGUGUGAAGGUAGAGCGUGAAGUGAAAGCUUUGGCAACACUUAAUCAUCCAAAUAUUGUUCACUACUACAGUUGUUGGGAUGGGCUUGAUUAUGAUCCUGAGAAAAGCAUCAAUUCUUCAAGACCAAAGACUAGGUGCCUUUUCAUCCAAAUGGAAUAUUGUGAUAAAGGUACUUUGGAGCAAUGGAUUGACAAAAGAAGAGGCAAGGAACCAGACAAACAUUUGGCUUUGGAGUUCUUUCAACAAAUAGUAACAGGAGUGCAUUAUAUACAUUCAAAAGACUUAAUUCAUAGAGACCUUAAGCCAGGUAACAUAUUUUUAGUAACUAUGAACCAAAUCAAGAUUGGAGACUUUGGACUUGUUACAUACCUGAAAAAUCAUGAAAUGCGGACAAGUAAAAAGGGAACUAGGCGAUACAUGAGCCCAGAACAGCUUUCUUCUGUGAAAGACUAUGGAAAUGAAGUGGACAUCUAUGCUUUGGGGCUGAUUCUUGCAGAGCUUAUUCAUAUAUGUCCCACUUCUUUAGAAACAUCGAAGUUAUUUGAAGAUCUAAGGAGUGGCUACUUAGAUGUAUUUGACGGCAAAGAAAAAGAUCUUCUAGAGAAAUUACUCUCAGAGGACCCCAAGGAACGACCUACCACAUCUGAGAUACUGAAGACUUUGAAGGAGUGGAAUAAUGUUACAGAAAGAAGGAAACGAAACACAUAUUAG
Messenger RNA from Rangifer tarandus platyrhynchus (Svalbard reindeer), 1611 nucleotides. The record is from the annotation of a GenBank genome assembly. NCBI's taxonomy places the organism in Eukaryota, Metazoa, Chordata, Mammalia, Artiodactyla, Cervidae.